Sphaeramia orbicularis (orbiculate cardinalfish) is the source of this 2412-nucleotide messenger RNA. RefSeq names its product melanoma receptor tyrosine-protein kinase-like. The coding region runs from base 1 to 2412 and encodes 803 amino acids. The record is from RefSeq and is a predicted model, not a curated record. The transcript is spliced from 15 exons. Lineage: Eukaryota; Metazoa; Chordata; Actinopteri; Kurtiformes; Apogonidae.
AUGAUGGAGGCGGAGGAGGGGGAGGGGGUGCGGAUGAAUGGGGCUGAAAACAGGAGAAAAAGGAGCCGAAGGACCGAGCACCGAGCCGCUCCUCAGGAGACCCGGGGAAAACAAAGGCACAGCGGGGCCUGGGGCUUCACACGCCGACCCCCACCCCCUGAAAGCAGCCUGCUCACAGCCCGGACCGAGCCUCCAUCCCCCCGCCCGAACAGCCGAGCCGAGCCGCGGACACCGAAAACACCCAGGGGACGCGGAGCGGAGCCCGGCAGCGUCCAGGCCGACGAGGAGCGAGUGCGCGCCGGGCAGGGAGGCGUGGGAGCGGGCGGUGGAUCGGACGGACGGACCGGGACCGGGACCGGGGUUCGUCUGCUGCUUUCACCGCCGACUCACAUCAACAAAGGCCCGUACCACGUGACCACCGGAGGCCACUCCCACCGAGAGCGAGACAAUCAGACCCCCCUCCGCGCGCUCCCCCUCCGGUUCCAUUUCCGCCCCAGUGAAACCAGGACGCACGAGCUCCGGGUUCUUCCGGGUUCUGACGUUCCCAUGACAUCACAGCCGUGCUCUGAUUGGCCGGUGGAUUUCUUAACAGAGAUGAUACAGAUAUAUCGGGUGGUGGCGUCUGAACUUGUAGAGGACGGCGUGUUGAGACAUCGCCACCGCCGCUGCCACCGGUUCAUCAGGUCAAAGGGGAUUCUGCGUCUCCAGUUACCUGAUGAACUGACGUCCUCCAGAAACAGGACGAAUACUUCACCUGCCCGGGCGCCGGUUGGCAGCGGUAGGCAGCGGUUUGGCAGUGGUGGCGGCGGCGGCGGUGGUGGCUUUGGACGUGUUGUGCUGUGGAUGCAUUUGCUGCAGGUGCGGCGCUGUGCAGCAGUUGCACCCCUGGGGGAUUUCCGUGUGGAAUGUGAGGAAUUCUGCCAGGGGACCAGUAACCACCUGACGCUGCUGGUGACACGUGACCAUCACUAUGACAACAUGAUGCGGAUGUAUUCCAACUGUUCCGUGGUCCUGGAGAACCUGGAGGUCACCUACUACACCAAGGAGAACCACGACCUGUCCUUCCUCCGGUCCAUUCAAGAAGUGGGCGGUUACGUCCUGAUCGCCAUGAAUGAUGCAGCGACCGUCCCAUUGGUCAACCUGAGGCUGAUCCGAGGCCACGCCCUCUACGAAGGCCAGUACGCUCUGCUGGUGAUGUCCAACUACCACCGCAACAGCAGCUCAGCCAGCCUGGACUACAGCAGCGGACUGAGGAGCCUGCAGCUCAGCAACCUGACAGAGAUUCUGAAAGGGGGGGUAAAGGUGACCCACAAUCCUUUGCUGUGCAACAUCGAGACCAUCCAGUGGUGGGACAUCCUGGACAAAACCACUGUUCCCAGCGUCGUCGUCAAACUGGAGAACUAUCCACGCCAAUGUGAAAGCUGUGAUCGUGGGUGUGUUAACGGCUCCUGUUGGGCUUCAGGACCAGAUCACUGCCAAAAAUUUACUAAACUCCAGUGUGCAGAUCAGUGCAGUCGAAGGUGUCGAGGUCCCAAACCCAUCGACUGCUGUAACGAACACUGUGCAGCCGGAUGCACUGGACCCAAGGCCACCGACUGCCUGGCCUGCAGACUCUUUAACGAUGAUGGAACCUGUAAAGACGCUUGUCCUCCUCCGUUCCACUACGACGUCAACACCCACCAGGUCGUCUCCAACCCCAACGCCAAGUUCACCUUCGGGGCGACCUGCGUCAAAGCCUGCCCACACAACUACGUGGUGACUGACGGCUCGUGUGUCCGGACCUGCAGCAUCGGGAAGUAUGAGGUGAUGGAAAACGGCGUCCAACGCUGCAAAGACUGUGACGGACCGUGUCCUAAAGCCUGCGACGGCGUCGGCGUCGGCGCUCUGGUCAAAACCAUCGCUGUCAACGCCUCCAACAUCGAAUCCUUCAGGAACUGCACCAAGAUCAACGGGGACGUGUCCCUCAUAGAGACCUCCUUCACAGGAGACCGACACUACGGCAUCCCGGCCAUGGAUCCGUCCAAGCUGGAGUACUUCAGGACCCUGAAGGAGAUCACCGGUUUUCUGCUGAUCCAGUAUUGGCCGGAGAACAUGACGUCGCUGUCGGUGUUCGAGAACCUGGAGAUCAUCAGAGGAAGAACAACUCGCAGCGGUCACAGUGUGGUGGUGGUGGGGGCGUCCCACCUGCGCUGGCUGGGUCCUGCGUUCUCUGCAGGAGGUGAGUGCUGGGAAGGUUCUUCUGAAGAACAACGCCCGCUGUGUUUCACCCAACCCGACAAAUGGAGGCGCCUCUUCAAAACCCGCUCAGACCGUCUCCUUAAAGACAACGCUCCGCCCGCACGCUGCCGUGAGUACCGCCCCCUUUGCUUGACCACGCCCACUUGGUUUAUCGGAACAACGUCUACACAGUGA